Stylophora pistillata is the source of this 13766-nucleotide messenger RNA. RefSeq names its product E3 ubiquitin-protein ligase rnf213-alpha. The record is from RefSeq and is a predicted model, not a curated record. Lineage: Eukaryota; Metazoa; Cnidaria; Anthozoa; Scleractinia; Pocilloporidae. Gene Ontology annotation, molecular function: ubiquitin-protein transferase activity; ATP binding; ATP hydrolysis activity.
GGAGUAUGUUGCUUAAAGUCACAGAUGGCACUCAAGGAUUUGAAGGGUACCGGAAGUACUUGACAGAGCAUUUCAUGGAGCGCGCAAAAAAGGUAAAGGGCACCUGUCUUGUGGAAAUAUUUUGCGAACUUAAUCUGGAGAUAUAUGACAGAGCCAUCGGAGAAUCCAUCAGCAAACUCGCUUUUGAAGCUGUGGAAACGAUAAUUCAGUCGGGGAAGGGUAAAGAUGCCGACCAUACCUUUAUGACCUUGCGCAGCUCCUCCAUGCGAGGUGAUUCAAGCGCAGCCAAGUACGGAGAACUUUUGUCGAUGUUACUCGCGAAAUCCUGGCCAAAUUCGCGUCGAUCGCAAAUCAAGUCUGGAUUGGAACUUUCGACUGUGAAGUUUCUUCUUACUUGGAACCCAAUGGCUGGAUAUUUCCGUUUCUUUGGUGACAAGUCUGAAAGAGGAAGAAUUUUAACAAAGGAAGGUCAGGAGACUUUGGUAAAAGCGAAAUCUGUGCUGACUGCAGUGUUAGAAAGCAUAUCAAAGGCCACCGUGACUGUUGAAAUCUUAACGCUUUUACGGGAUCACAAGGCAAAGUUUUUGGAGCUCUCAAAAGCAACAUUUACUACGAAGGAAGAAGAUAAAUCUGACUCAGAGCAUAGAGUGCGAAGAAUUCUAGAUGCGCGAAUUGAAGAAUUAGAGGAGUUCUAUACUGUUCGAAAGGAAGUACUUCUUUUUAUUCAUAUGUGUGACCUGAUAAAGCCAGUAAAUGUUGACAAUAUCAAGAAAAAAGCAACUCGAGAUGUCACUUUUCACGAAUUACGUCAAUUAUGCAAACGAAAAUACAACAAGGAAAUUCAGGUCAAGUUCUUGAAAAUGCCACUAGUGAUUAAAGAAGUCUUAACGCCUCUUCACAACGUCCAGGAAAGUUCCACUUUUCAGGAUCUUUGGACACAGUAUGGUAAGAAAGCCCAGACAGUCAGAAAAAAUUGCGAGAAAGAGACGCCUCAUCUUAGUGUCUCCGCAGUGGUUGAACACGUUUGGAAACCAGCUUUCAGUGAGUGGAGCAAACAUGUAAAUGGCGUUGUGGAUGGAACAAUGACUCUAGGAGAUGUUGACAGAGUAUUCACAAGUUUCAAGACCGAGGAGAAAAGACUUGAGAAUGAACUGACCCGCAUGUUUCAACUAAGCCAAACCCAAACUGUGGCAAGGUCCGAGGAAUUUCGAGGUAUAAUCGGUGAACGAAUGACUCAGAUUCAGCGGUACCAACAGCUCUGUCAGUACUUUAAUGCAGCAAAGACCAUCUGGCAAUUUAAGGAGGCUAUGGGCUUUUCUGGGGAUUUUACAGUCAUUCAAGAUUUGCGCAAUCAGUCUUCAGCAGAGUUCAGAGAGAAACCUUUAAACAGCAUAGGGGACAAAUUUAUGGAGGCUAGUGUAGCACUGAAGUCUUUGGAUGUCGAUAAAGAAGAGUGUCUCCGACUUGUGAUAGACAGUAAAGGGCUUGUGGAGUGGCUGCGCACUACUAUUGAAACUACCCGAGAGCUAAAAGUUCUUGUUGACUUGGCUUUGAUCUCAGCUGCUGAAAGCGACAUGGAAACUGACCGUAUAUCCAGUCUUCAUACCAGCUGCUUAGGCUUUGCGCCGUUGAUCUUUGACCUAGUUGAAACUGAAGAAUAUAAAGUGGGUUUUGACCAACUGAUGAAGGCCUGUGUCCCUGUAUGGAAAGCAGUGGAGAUGGAUCAGAUGUUGCCCCAAAAACUGUAUGACACAAGCAGAAACCUGGACUGGUUAAAAAUGGUUAAAGAGUCUCAUGGGUCGGUUGCGAUGACGUCAUUAGUACAAGCUACGACCAUCAACUGCAGUGGUGUAUACGUUGUUGGUCACUUGGGCACCAAAAAGGGUCCGUCACAAGUACAAGAAAAACGACUGUCGUUGAAAGAUGUGAUCCGACUGACGGUUCCCUUGAAGGACGAAAGUGCAAAGGAGCAAGAGAAAACUUACUCUAUCGAUGAAUUGAAGGAUUUGCAGAGUAAACUGAUGUUGAUUGCAGGAAAGGCUGAAAAAGGGAAGGAUGACGUGGAACAGUUUGUGAGGAAUCUUGAAGGUGUCAUGCGUUUGGCGACUGCAUACAUAAACCUCUACGAAUCUGGGUUUGUUCACCUCAUGAAUUGGAACCGAGAAUUUCAGUGUGAAGAUGAUUUCUCGGAGGGGAAAUGUAUCGCAAAGGAUCUGGAAGAUGAGAGCAAAGGCAUGGAGACUUGUUUCUUUAACUGGAAAAAGAAGGUUAGUGAUGCAAGAGAGGAGUUCAGGGAAUUGAAUUUCUUCACAACUAAGCAGUUGAUGAUGCUGAGGAAGGAAAUCGCCACAGUCUGCCAUAGUAGCGGUCUUGAUAUAAGCAAUAUUCAAGUUCUUGCCCUGCUAGAAAGCGUUCGUCCCAACUGUACUAGCGAACAGUUAAAAUCAGCGAUUCAACGUGCUUUCAAGGACACAGAUAUUCUUGAUAACAUUAAAGGAACAGCUGAGCUGCCAACGUUCUCUUCCGUUCCUCUGCAAUAUGAGAUGGUAACUCGCAGGUCAGUGUUUGAAAAGGUGAGUUCCUCUACAGGAAUCAGUACAUUUCCAGUCCAAGUUGCGUCUGGUAAGAAGCCAAAGACUAGGAAAACAUCAAAGAUUCAAAGUUUCUUGAACGCGGCUGCCGAUAAAGGUUUUUCGGAACAAAUCGCACUGGCUGCUAUGGCGAGUCUGGGUGUUGAUGCAGAAGAGGAUGACUUACUGAUUUGGUGUUUGGAUGAUGCCGACGAGGCCGACCUUGAGGCUCUAUACGAAGAUGCGAAGCAAAACCCUAUCAUUGCGCGAGCGGUCUUCUCUAAAGCAGUUGAUUCUGCUGAUCAGGGGUUGCAAGCAGAAGAUCUAAGUGCAAACGAAAGCGAGUCAGACAUGUCACUCGAGUCGUCAUCGAAGCUCAUUGAAAAAGACCUUGUCGAUCAGAAAACGAGUAGGGACGAAGAGACAGAGAUCAGUCAGUAUCUUACACUCACACAGCUGGGAAACAUACUCAGGGAGCUUUCAGUGAAAGGGAAACAGACGACAAACCGCACCUUUCCAGGAUUCUUGAAAAGAGGACGACCCAACCUCAUGCUCGCUCCAAAAGGUGACAUUCUUGCGACUGUCCUCGCCCUGUAUAUGCAUGACAAGCAACAGCCGUUGCCAAGUCAUGAAGAGGUGCUCCUUUGCACUCCUGAAACCACUGCAGAAGAGAUCGAGCUGCUAUGGAGACGUGCAGUAGGGGAAUUGGAAGGUCGAUUUUACUGUCUUGUUCAUGCAGAUCUGUUGGAAUUUUCCGUUAGUAAACAAGCAGUUGACAUGCUGAGUGUGGUGACGCAGGGACUUGCUAGAAAGAAUGGAGAACAUUAUGGCCUGGUAAUAAUCUGUAGUAGUGAGAAUGAAGGCCGCGCCAAUAUAGUAGCAGCUCUUGAACAGUGUCGUGUUGCUGCCCCACCUUGUCCUUCGCCAGAUGACCUCAAAAGCUACCUUAAGCAUCAGCUCCGAGCUCCUUCUUCUCAGCAAGGAUACAUCGGAAGCAGUAAGAUUAGAUGGACUGCAGCUGGAUGUUUAGAUCCAGAAAGCCUCUGUGUCCGAGUUGUCUCAUCGAAUCGAGGAGGCAUGGGAAAGACUCUGUUUGUUCGUCGCUUAACAGAACAGCUGCCUGACCUUGAGAACAAUGACUUGAUUAUGACAAAUUUGCGCGGCCAAGACUCAAAAACAUUGCUGCAUGUGACUGUACCCCUCCAUGGGAAUUCCACAGACUCAUCAAUGGUUGCAGAUGCGCUUCUGUCGCACGCAGUCAAGGCCAAUGUACCGCUCUCCCGGAUUUUUCAUCUGGAUGUAUCGCCUUCGAUGAGACGUGGUCUGGACACACUUCUCUUUAAUUUACUUGUUCUUGGGUACCUUUGUGACAAGAUGGGAAGAGUAUGGAGAAGAAGAAGCACAGACUUGUACGUCAUUGAGAUUACGACAGCUGCUCCCCUACCCAUGGGGUUCACGAAGGAAGAAGAAUUUGAAAAUCAAGGGAGUACAUCCGGAAGAUCCGCUUUAUCGAAGCUACCUUUCUACGAUCUAUUACCCACUAUUCACUGUGAUACACCAAGAAAUGUUCUGUGCCGUUUAACAGAUACUCCAGAUCCAAGCGACUGCAAUCCUUUAUUCGAUAUCAAGGAAUUUAGAAACGCACCAUUCCAGAGGGUCUACCAAUAUCUUAAGCUGUCGAAGGAAGGGCAAAGUCUGGACAAUUUCACAUUCUUUGCGGGAAAUGUUGAUGAUGAUCGAAAGACAUGCCUUUUGCUCCUUCUUAGAAACUGUGGCAUUACCGAGCCUUCUUGGUCGGAGAUUCGUCAUUUCGUGAGUUUCUUGAACUCACAGCUUCGAGACUGUGAAGAAAGUUUUUACUGUGACAUGAAGUUGAUGAGGACUGUUCUGGCCGGGCAAAAUGUGCUGAAUCUUGAAGGUUUCCGGUCGUUCGUUGUGCGCUUUAUGAUACAAAUGUCAAGGGAUUUUGCUACCCCCUCUUUAACGGAAGAGAACACUGUGUUUUACACGGUAGACAACGAAGAACUUAAAAGAAAAGAGAUCGAACAGUUUCAGCUCAGAAGACAGUGGGAAAGCAGUCCUCAUCCAUACCUAUUCUUUAACCAAGACCACAUCACUCUGACUUUUCUUGGUUUCUUCAUCAAUUCUGCUGGUGACCUUGUUGACCCUCAAACGGGCCAGACUUUGGAGAGAGGUUUGAUGUCCAAACAUUUACGUAAUGGACUGCAUGCCCAGCGUGUCGAUUUUACAACAAACAUUGAGACCUCGAAGAAAAAGGAUAAGAUAAAUCAGUUAUGUUCUGUGAUGGGUGUAAAGUGGUCGCACGAUCCAGACAGUGCCUAUGAACUUACGAUAGACAAUGUUAAGAAGAUUCUGGCCAUUCAUAUGAGAUUCAGAUGCAACAUUCCUGUGAUCGUCAUGGGUGAGACAGGCUGUGGUAAGACCCGCCUCAUACGUUACAUGUGUGGUUUACAAGCAGGCCCCAAGGGACCCCGGAACAUGCUUCACCUCAAGGUUCAUGGUGGUACAACAUACGAAGACAUCGAGCUUAAAGUUCACCAAGCAGAAGAUAUGGCUCUUGUAAAUCAAGACAAGAAUAUUGACACGGUUCUUUUCUUUGAUGAGGCUAACACUACUGAAGCACUGACCAUGAUCAAAGAGGUUAUGGUGGACCGAAGAGUCAAUGGUCAAGCUAUUGGACAAGGCUUACAAAGGCUGCAGUUUAUUGCUGCCUGUAAUCCUUACAGAAGACACACGGAUGACAUGAUUCACAAACUUGAGUCAGCAGGGCUUGGAUAUCGUGUGAAUGCAGAUGAAACAGAAGAUCGGCUUGGUCAUAUUCCAUUACGUCAUCUUGUGUACCGUGUGCACGCCCUCCCAGGAAGCAUGCGCCCUUUGAUAUGGGAUUUUGGCCAGUUGAAACCCGAUGUUGAGAGACUGUACACUAAUCAAAUUGUCCACCGCUACAUUAUCCGUGAAAAUCAAUUACCAGGAGACUCGUCGACAGUGGAGGCAGUUGCGGAGGUUCUGGCAGCUUCGCAGAUAUAUAUGAGAAAUCAAUCGGACGAAUGUAGCUUUGUUAGUCUUCGUGAUGUUGAGAGAGCCAUGCAGGUGAUGGUCUGGUUUUAUGAGCACAUGGAUACGCUUGGUGAAUCAAUGGACAAGGUGAUAGCUGAUGAGACCAUAAGUCCUCUCACCCGUGCCCUGGUACUCGCUAUUGGUGUCUGCUAUCACGCUCAGCUACAGAAGCGGCGGGAAGGAUAUCGUGAAGUAGUGGCAAAGAGCUUUAAGGCACCAUGUUUACUUCCAGGUGGUCAGGAGCAAAUCCUCCGUGAAAUUUCAAGUUGCCAAAAAGCUGUGUUAAACGAUUUGGAACUCGGCCCUAACAUUGCUCGCAAUACAGCCUUGACCGAGAAUGUGUUCAUGAUGGUAGUGUGCAUUGAGCUCAGGAUCCCACUAUUUGUGGUUGGAAAACCAGGCAGCUCCAAAUCAUUGGCCAAGACAGUUGUUGCAUAUAACAUGCAAGGCGAUGCUGCAAGAUCGCCUUUAUUCAAGACCUUCAAGCAGGUCCAUAUGGCAUCAUAUCAGUGCAGUCCUCUUUCAACCCCUGAGGGUAUCGUGGCGACUUUCAAGCAGUGCAGCAAGUUACAGGAAGGAAAAAACCCAGACAAGUUUGUUUCAGUUGUAGUCCUUGAUGAGGUUGGCCUGGCUGAAGAUUCUCCUCUCAUGCCCCUAAAAACCCUACAUCCAUUGCUCGAGGAAGGUGUCACCUCUGCUGAUGACGUUAUUGAGACUGACGAGAAACCACAGCGUGUAGCUUUCAUUGGAAUCUCAAAUUGGGCCUUGGAUCCUGCCAAAAUGAACCGUGGAAUCAUGUUGUCGCGUGGGGUGCCCGAAAAAGACGAACUUGUGGACAGUGCAAUGGGAAUCUGUUCAACGGAUGAAGGGGUGAAAAAUCUUAUUCAACCCCUCAUAUCUCCAUUGGCCGAUGGAUACGUAGAACUUUACAUGGAACAGAAGAAUUUUGCAACUUUAAAGAAAUGGGGCAAGGAAGAAUUUUUCGGCCUCCGUGACUUUUAUAGCCUUAUCAAAAUGGUGUACUCGAUCGCCGCAAAGUCUAACCGUAGACCUCGUUGGCACGAACUAGAACAUGCCAUCAAGAGGAACUUUGGUGGCCUGAUCGAAGGAGACCCUGUGGAGAUAUUUAAACGGUACUAUCCCGAGACAGAUGAUGAUGUUGCAAAAACCUGUACGACCUUAAGAUUAAUCGAGGCAAGUCUUGGAAGGGAAGACGUGGCUGAUCGAGCUAAUUUCAGUGAGAACCGUUAUCUCCUGAUAUUGACUGAAAACUAUGCCGCCCUACCCAUCAUACAACAGCAUCUUUUGAAGAAAUCAGAUGAUGCUGUUGUGAUCUUCGGAAGCAGUUUUCCAAAUGACCAGGAAUACACUCAGAUUUGCCGCAACAUCAAUCGUAUUAAGGUCUGUAUGGAGACAGGAAGAACCGUGAUCUUGUUGAACCUUGAGAGUCUUUACGAGAGUCUUUACGAUGCCUUAAAUCAGUACUAUGUGUACUUUGGAGGACAGAAGUAUGUGGACCUUGGGCUUGGUACUCACCGCGUUAAGUGUCGGGUCCAUGACGAUUUCCAGUUGAUAGUGAUUGCCGAAAAGGAUGUGGUGUACAAAACGUUUCCUAUACCGCUGAUUAACCGUUUAGAGAAACACUUCCUUGUCACAUUAACAAGUUUGACUCCUAAACAGAGGGAUGUAGUUCAGAAAAUGACUGGCUGGGCUCGUGAGUUUUCUGAAGUUUCGAGAGAAAGCAUACCUAACAGGGAUUUCUCCAUCUGGGACGCUUUCGUUGGAUUCCACAAUGACACAAUUCCCUCCCUUGUGAUGCAAGUCUGCAGCGAAAUUGAAAGAGAAGACAAUUCAUCAGCCAGUGAUGACACAGCGGAUACAUGGGAAAUGAAAGUUUUUCGAAGAUGUCAGAUGGUGCUUCUGGAGAUGGCUACACCUGAUGCAAUCGCUCGUCUUCCACACACUACUCUUGGAGGACGCGCUCCUUCCAUCUGGAAUGUCUACUUCAAAGAGCAACAACACUCGAGUCUGGCAGCGUUCAUGUCGCACGUGCUUACUUUGGAAGAUAAUAAUCCAGAUGAAAGGCGUAAGGAGGGGCUCUCAAUUCAGGUAACUACCCAUUCACGUCUGCUCUCCAACAACGAUUUGGAUGAAAUAUGUAUUAAAACUGAUUUUGGACAUUCGACUGUGGCUUUAAUGACACUGCAACAAUUCCAAACGGAGCAGCAGUUUAGAGCUUCGGUUAGGGAUUUUUUUAAGCGUCUGGGCGGAAAUUGUCGUGGCAUUCUUGUGGUCCAGUGUGAUUCGGGUGAUGAGAAUUUCAACUUGAUUGCGGGCGCAAGACACAUUCUAUUAGAGGAACGAACAAAUGCACCUGAAAUACUCAAUUUGCCUUCGGUGGAAGCUGUCCACAUUGUCUUGAUUGCACAGCUGCCAAGAAUUGUCGGUGGAUGUCGUAACUUUGUCGCUUUCCAAGGUGGAAAAUGGAUGUCCGCUCACAUUGAUGAGCUUCGGCUACCUGGUAGACACACUCCUUCCAUUGGGCAACUUAUUGAUCGUCCUAUCAGCGAGCUGUUCAGCUGCAGAAGUGAAGACCACACGCAAGCCAUGGCAGUGGAGCUCCUACGUAACUGUGUGCAGGCGGCUGCUUGUAGAGUUGGUAGCGAAACACAAUCACCCGAACGGUCAACGCAAAGGAUCGAGCUGCUUUUGCAUAUACUACCGGAUGACUAUAAUCAAGGUCAGGAAGAUGAAGAUUCAUUUGGAAGCGUGCUGGUACGAAGAACAUACCUUCUUUUGAAGGAAAAAGAGUCUACAGCCCUCAAUGCACAAGGAUGGUUCCACUCAGAAGCUCUCUCUGGAACUGGGGUGCUAGAGUGGGGUACCUUUAGAAAAGCUCUUUUGCAGAGAAUAUACUCAGUGGUGGUGCCCAUUUUGGCUGAGAUAAUCGCAUUUGCAGACAAGAACAUGAACUUGGACUUGGCGAGGAGUGACAAACCUUGGAUUUCAAAGCUGUGGUUGAAGAUCUUAGCUGACCCUACCAUUUCAGAGCUGACUUACAGCGAAAUGGUAUCACCUGGUACUGAUUCAGUGUGGGAACGUGUUCAAGUCAUUGGUUCUGGAGCUGGUGGUCACAAGUUCUGCUGCCGGUUUCCAUUUUCUUUCAUUAUAAUGCAAGACGUGGAGAAAAUGGUCAAGGAAGCGUCUAGCGCCUUAGCUGAAUCUCGUUCUAAGACUACCUUGUUGGCAGCUUUACGUGAUAUGAUCGACAAUUCACAAUUUGGACUUCUCUUCAAGGAAUUACGCCAUGAAGACUCUGGUGCCAUACAAUACCUGAUGGAUUUCGUACACAUGGUGUACAAACCUUCGAGCGAAAGCGAACACCAGUUUGUUUACGAAGCGAUUCUUUCGUCUGCGAGAGAACUUGGUACUCUGGAAGAUGAGACCGGUAACAAGUCGAUUGACAUAGCUCUCGUUCAUGUCGCACACAGUAGAGUUCAACACCGUUUGAAGUAUUUUGAUGCACUCGUCAAAACGAAUCCAGGUCUUGUCACGAGACUACGUGAGGUACUUCAAGAAAAAAAGUCAGAAGUGCUUUUAGAUGUGGCAGCACUGCAAAUUUGUCUAAAGGCACUUGAGCCAUCACGAGAGAUGUUGCUUUCUCCAGACACACGACGAACUUGGUGUAACAGAGUUUUGUCCAUAAGGCCAGUGGUGGAAGACAUGAUCAGGAAGGAGAGGUUCGGACCUGUCACGGAAAAAUGUUCAAACUAUGGAGAGGAAUCAAAAGUAAUGCUUGUUCACUGCAGGUCCAUGUGGCAGCGAACAGGAGCCGUCAGACUCUUUGUGGAGCACUUGACUUUGUUCGCCGAAGAAGAUGGAAAAGCUAAUUCUGAGAACGUAAUUAAGCUAUGGAAGGCUUUGGGGGAUGAAACAGACUUUUCUUCGCUACGAUCGCUGCAGGACUUGGAAAAAUUCUUAAUCAACUACAGUAAAGACGUCAGGCAGAGGACCAAUGAAAAGACGGCAACCGAGCUACGCCGCCGAUGUAAGGCCUUUUUCAUGGAGCUGGUCUCAAUAUUCUGUUUUGGUGACUCGGUGUCAAAGGACCUUGAACAGGAAGCUAUUACUCUACUUAUGUGUUAUGUUAUCGGUCAUCAGUCAAGUCAGACAAAGGAUUUCUCUCCAUUCCCCGAUCAUGCUAUUGACCCCACCCCUGUGGUGCGUUCAUUUCUUCUCCAGUUGUUACUACGUUCAAGUACAGAGUCGGUGAAAAAACAUUUGGAAGAUUUCUUGAAAGGGGCUAAGGACUUAAAGCGAGAACCUUCACACAUCAAGGAAGUCUGCUUUUUGUAUGUUCAGUGCAGGGAAGACAUAUUUGUAAGCCAAUAUCAAUCCAAGGUGGCGGAUUGGAAGUUGACAUUAAGACUCAAACAUGCCACAAAGAAAUGUGAAGAGGCAGUCAGAGAUCUUACGGCCACUGACGAGGAUUCAGCCGAAAUGAGCGAUGUUUCCCUGGAAGGGGUUGCCAAGGGACGUUACUCCUUAUCAUUGGUUGUAGAGCUCCUUUAUAAGUUGUUUAUCGAGGGAGACAGCUACAAGGACGAAAAAGACAAGAGAGAAGUAACGAAGCUAUUUGAGUCUGCAAAGAGGCUUUGCAAAGGGUUGUCGUCUUCCACACCACACCUCUAUCUGCUUAAACAGCUUGUCAGACGGCAUGGCUUGGACUGUGUACGGACCCUGGACGAAUAUGAGGAAUUGGAGUGGAUUCUACCUCUAGAUGCUCGACAGCAGGAGGAAGUGAUCCAAGACAGGUUUCUUGUUCAUGGAGACCCUUACUGUGCCGUCCGUGAGGGAUUGAUCAAAACUGUCAUCAGUGGGAACAUCCAAGACAUCGCCUCUGCCAUUACGGAAACUAGAUCACAAGUUGUUUACAAAAAUGUACUUCUCCUCCUUGUAAUGUACCGUGAAAUAACAAUGGCAAAUAUUUCACCAGUUCAGGCACAGAAUUUGUCCCAGGAGAUGAGGGAAAAGCUUGAUGAUUUCUUAACAAAUGGAGGAUACUUAUCUGAAACGGCCCAACCUUUCGCCAAAGAACUUCUUUGGAAUAAUCAAGGUGGACAUCUCCAGGAACUUAAAAUCUACAAUGGUAAAAGCCCACAGGAGCACACCUUGGCCGAAAUUGUGAUUCACACAGCAGUAGCUUUACAGUGCGUUGGCUCAGGAUCCUUGGCUCAACCUCUGUACACCCUCAUGACAGAUCCAACAACCAUGAACAAUUCGUUUCUACCAACGAUGCCUGAGGAUAACUAUCUCGAGUGCAUUAACGCCAUUGCUGAAACUAUGAAGGGAACCAAGUGGGUUGGAGAGUGGUAUGAGUGCAGCAAUCUUAAAUGCAGACAUCCGUAUUUCAUUGGGGAGUGCUCGAAACCAAUGGAAAAGAGUACCUGUCCAGACUGUGGAAGGCUAUUAGGAGGAGAGCAGCACAAGUUUUCAGAACAAUCUAAAGUUUCUAUCAGGGAAGACAGGACGAAGACCGGUCACGCCCUCGGAGAACCUGGUUCUAGAUCCACUCAUGCUGAACCGCAGAGAGAUAUGCCACCGAUAGUGUGCAGUCUCUUGAGGAUUAUCAUGCACUCGGCUAUGGUCAUGGGAGCAUCCAGAAAUCCCCAGGCAAUCUCUGAGCUGUUCGCACCUCCAUGCCCGUCUCGUUCUGUGGAAUCUGUGGGACAGUUCUUGUGGCAGCACUUGCAGAGAGACCUUGAUGUUCUCGGCCGAGCACUGGGGUGCAGUGUUGAUGACGCAGCCCUUACAGUUCAUUUAGCGUUGCAAAGAAUGAUCUUACUAAAUGGAGGACGAGCUGCAAAAGCCCAUCAUGACAUGCGACUUCAAACACGGAGAAGUCGCCGCAGCUGGGAAAAAGAUUUUUGCUCUAAGAUUCUUGUUCCUGUCAUCACCCGUCUUGACGAGAGACUACAGAAUGCCUUAAAACUUUUGAUGGAAGACGAGAAAUUUGGAAGGGAUCCGUUGGUGCGUCAACUUUACGAGUUUGAUGAACAGGAGGAAGACUUGUCUGAAGGCGUCAGGCCCAUGUCUCGCGCUCUUUGGAAGUACAGACAGCAUAUUACUAUAGAGGGCUUAAGUAGCUCUUUUCAAAGAGAAGUCCUUUCUGGUGGCGAACAGGAAUACAAAGUGCUAGAAGCUUUCCUUAAACAGGAACACAAAUUACGCUUCGUUCAGUUUCUACCCGAUGUGAUUCGUCUCCAGCGUCUUUUGCUGGACAGAUUCCACCGACGAAUAGACAAAACAGAAGCCGAAAAGUAUACCAUCAGCGCUUUUCUCAAUCAUCUUUGUGAAGAGUCUCUUAAAGAGGAGUAUACCAGUCUGUUCCACAGUUUCAAGUAUGCUUGGAAUUCUUGCAAGUCAUUUCUCGGUGACCAAGGUCGCUUAAGUGUUCCACAAGACCUUUGUAAUACCCCAAUGGACAACGACUGUGCAAUCGCAAUGGUUCUCCCCUGCGCCACUGGUUUGGGAGUUUGUUCGACGUCGCUCACUUACUUUUUGGUUAAUGCCAAUAACGAGUCUCUGGGAGCCUACCGUAGUGCAGCUAAUCAAGAUAGCCCCUUAGAGCGCAUUGCUGUAUCAGAGGCGACCUUGUCCCACUUGAUAGCCUAUGAUCCUGAGAGGGACCUGCUGCCCCUCAUCCUGACACAUUGUAACUACUCUUUGGAGGUGGGACAGGAGACUUUAGUCCACUAUGAUUGGGCGGCUCUGGAGAGACAGUUGAUUGACAGGUUGUUUAGGGGAAGGCCUUUUAUCGAGUUUAAGGAGGAGCGUUUUGUGUUCAGCCGAGACACCCGAGACGAGGCUGUGUUCUCUUCCCUUGCUGGAAAAAUUCCUCAAGAGUCAAUUUCCCGCGUCAUUGAGAGCCAGAUUAUUGUCGAUCUGCGGUCUUCAUUGCCUGAUGUCUGCAGUGUCAUGUCGUCACUGGAUAUUGCUAUUGGUUUUCUUGCCUCAUCGGGUGGCCAGUCGAAGAAGCCUUUAAAAUUGUACUUACACGAAGUUCUUAAGCUACCCAAAGAUCGAGGUCUCAAGAGUCCAACAGCAGAGCAGCACUGCAACUUGUCUCAUACCGUGGCAUUAUGGCGGCUUAUGGCUCUCGAGAGAGCAAAAAUCAAUUCCAGGAACGAACAGGAGCCUUUUGAGCAACUGUCUGACGCUUUCAAGAAAAAACUUAGCACCAAAGAACAGACUACCCUAAGUCGUGUGUUGAGAAAAAUCGACAUGGACAUAUUUCUGCCACAGCUCCUGCAGAUUAUUCUUCUCAAUGUCAAAAAGGAUGGCGAAACGAUCUCAACGAUGAGCUUUGGAGAGUACUUGGAUUUAUGUUUUCCCGAAAGAGGCUUGGAACAAAUCCCUGGAGCGGCGAACAUUCCGGACUGCAUCAAAAUGAUGCACCUAAAAGCAGUUUGGAAUGCUGCUGUCCAUUUAAGUGACGACUUCCACAGAGAUCGUCAAGCUCAAGCCACCGGUGCAAACUUUUAAAAGAAGCGUCUUUUUCAGUCAGUUAGGUACUGAAAAUUUCAAAAACAAAUGGGAGAUGUUAGGAUGUAGACUAGUAUGCCAAAAUUUCAUAACACUUGACAACAAAUUCAAUAAUUUGAAAAUUUUGGAAUUGAAUAAAUGGUGCCAUAUUUGUAGCUAUAUAUGUGCCUUAGUCAAUGAUGAUUCAUCAAACAUAAUCGCUGAUAGUAUUUUGUUAAUAUUCAGAGGUAGCCAGUUGGUUGUGCUUCAUAUACUUACCGCUGUCUUAACUUGGUUCUCAGAAAGAAUCUCCCCCUCUUACUCACACCAAAAACACGCGGAAUAAAAAUUUGAGAAAUUGACAGCAGGAAUAAGUGAAAGCUUUUAGUUAUCUGAAGUUUAUCAUGCAUGGCGAAUGGCAGUGACUAGUGUUAUUAUUUAGUUUUCCAAAGUAUUUUUUUAGAGAGCUAAAAGAUAAGGCAAAAUGCCGCAUCGUAGGACAAUAUUAAUAUGACAUGCAAGCUUGGAACGAAUCUUGAACUGGUGCUUAGUGUAGAAAAGUUUCCAAUCCAUUAAACGAUCGCAUAAAUUGGU